Molecule: messenger RNA, 2151 nt
Organism: Leishmania braziliensis MHOM/BR/75/M2904
Lineage: Eukaryota; Euglenozoa; Kinetoplastea; Trypanosomatida; Trypanosomatidae
Exons: 1
Coding region: 1-2151 (716 amino acids)
Cellular component (GO): cytoplasm
Molecular function (GO): oxidoreductase activity
Source: RefSeq, a predicted model, not a curated record
AUGGGGCAGCGUGGGUCUCGGAUGCCACCGGUAGACACACCGGUGGGUGACUCAGUUUCCCCAAACCUAACGGAGCGAUUGUCACUAACUGCGCCGAGCGCCGCGGUCAUUGGCGCUGGUGUAGCGGGUGUGCAUGUCGCCUAUGAGCUCGCCAGGCUGGGCUUCAAGGUGACCGUCUUUGAGCGCCGCGGCGACAUUGCGGGAGGGGAGACGAGGGACUCGCUCCCUUUUGUGGGUGUCGGACUGAUUGAGCCUUCGCUGACUCGGACGGCAUUGCGCAACGAAGUGCUGCGUGGCAUGCUGUUCCCCACCACCUGCCCGGAUCUGAUUGCCCGCGAACACCUGUUUAACACUCUGCUCAACCCAGUGGUAUACCGCUGGAUGUGGGGACGUGCUCGAUCCUGUUUCUCCGACGUCGAAGUGAUGGCAUACACAAACAACCUGUCCUGCGUCAGUCACUCGGUUGUGUGCGAGCUCGUGAAAAAGUACCCCCAUCUCCAUCAGCAUGUAUUCGCUGGACCGAUUACGGUUCUCAACGAGCAAAAAGAGCCCGCCGUGACAGCGCACGCGGCGCCCCUGAUGAUCGAUCCCGUUGGCUGGACCCGAGCAUUAGCUGACGUGUGCGCGCGGUACUACGGCGUACAGUUUGCCCUCGGUGAGCGACUCGAAGACACUGCCACCUACCUCAAGUAUAAUGUCGAAUCCACAAGGAGCAUUCGUGUGUCGAAGCCUGACCCCUCGCAUCCGGAGCAGCGCCUUUUCGCCUGCGAAGGAUACGAUGUGGUGGUCCUUGCGGCGGGGGCUAGCACUGGGACCAUGACCCUUCCCAACUCUCGCCUCCCAGUACUGGGUCUCAGCGGCCUCUCGGCGGUAGUGCAGCAACCAAACGGCGCCCUUAAAGACGCGAUUCGGUCCCUCUUUCAAGGCAAGCCGCGCCGACGCCCAUCCGCGGCAGCGACCUCGUUUUCCCCGGCCGCAGAUGCUCUAUCCGGUGGCGAUGGUGUAGUAGGCUCUCUUGCGCGCCUCACCCCAGGGACACUGGCGCUGCUCAGCAGCCACUGCAGUCUUUAUGGCUACACGUGGCCCAGCACCUCCUCCUCUACAAAUAGUCACGAUGGGCUCGACGGCAGUUCAUCUGCCGUCGCCUCCAUGAUGCAGUCAAAGGUUUUGCCCACACCACAGGACGUUGUGCUGCAAGGGUUGCUCUCCCUGGACAGCACUGCCAAGACCGAAACUCGCGCACUUGUGUUGAGGCAGCUCGAUCGUCUGGAGUCAUAUUUGCGAAUCAAGUGCGGCUGGUCAGUCCCCCUCAGCUCAUUUUCCACGUCAACGGAAACCGAGCGUGGUAGCAAUGUCGUGCGCGUACGCGAGUACGUGCGAGCCUUCACCCCUGACGGUGUUCCCAUCGUCGACCACAACGGCGGCUCCUUCAACUGCUUUGUAUGCUGCGGCUUUGGCGACCACGCCAUGGACUUUGCACCGGGCGCUGCAAAGGUGCUUGGCAAGCUUGUGGAGCAUCAAGCGCAGUGCCUCCGCGAGGAAGACAUUGAAAAGGUGAAGAGCUGGGGUCUGCUGACGUCGAAGUUGUCACCGAGUCGACGGACAGAGGUGGAGGAGGAGUUGCGGCUGCUUUUUAGUGGCGUGAACCCAGAAGCAGUAACGCGGAAGCAGUCAAUGACAGGGAGCGAGGCGCCGACUCUGACCUGGCUGAGACCCGAAGGCAACCCAUACAGCACGAACCGAUUCAUCAACAUGGUGCGCAAAGAGGUGAAAGUGGACGAUAGUCCGCCCAUCUUGAGCCGCCUCUAUGCCUUCGAGGAAGGCCUUCUGACUCGACUGGAGCCGUACCGCCGCCGCUUUCACGCCAAAGCCACCGAGCUGGCCCUUCGAGAAAACAUGCCUGACUGGCUACACACCAUCGUGUUCUGCUACAUGUAUGAGGAGGACGACAGUCCGGACGCGCAGGCACGGAAGGAAAAGCACCUGCGUAGUCUUCAGAGGCUCGCGAGCCAGUACGAGACCCCGGUGGCCGACGCUAAGUGGACGGGUAACGGCGCCGAAGAGAGGUCCCUCACAUCGACAGAGCACAGCAAGCGUCAGCAGACGGAACUGGAGCGUCGCGUGCGCGAAGUCUUUACCAAGAGGGGGUAA